Messenger RNA from Nothobranchius furzeri (turquoise killifish), 2504 nucleotides. RefSeq names its product C-terminal Src kinase. Gene Ontology annotation, molecular function: protein binding; non-membrane spanning protein tyrosine kinase activity; ATP binding. NCBI's taxonomy places the organism in Eukaryota, Metazoa, Chordata, Actinopteri, Cyprinodontiformes, Nothobranchiidae. The record is from RefSeq and is a predicted model, not a curated record. Gene Ontology annotation, biological process: protein phosphorylation; adherens junction organization; regulation of Fc receptor mediated stimulatory signaling pathway.
CCUGUGCGCAUGCGCCUCCCGUAGCUUCAGCGGAGACCAUUUCCUUCCAGCAGCAGGCCUUCCAGACGCAAACAGACACACAUAUGCAGCCUGAGAACAGACAAGCGUCAAAGCAAAGCCACGUUUUGGAUUGUCCGAUAUCACCACCACAAGGCUGGAUGUCCCAAACCCGCGGAGACCUCCCGAUGGGCCUUCAGCGCUGAUCCGCAGCAACACCUCUGCUCGACUCGGUCCCAUCUUUGGCUCUGAUGGUUCUGGCUGAACAGUGACCACUGCCUGCUUGAGGAAACCUGCCGCCCAGUUCCCCUCAUCAUGUCUGGGAUCCAUGUGCCGUGGUCCACUGGCACAGAGUGUGUUGCCAAAUAUAACUUCAAGCCCGGCACCGACCAGGACCUGCCCUUCUGUAAAGGAGAUGUUCUGACCAUCGUUGGAGUCACUCGGGAUCCAAACUGGUACAGAGCCAAGAACACCGGGGGCAGGGAGGGCACCAUUCCAGCCAACUAUGUCCAGAAACGGGAAGGAGUCAAAUCAGGAGGGAAGCUCAGUCUCAUGCCGUGGUUUCACGGGAAGAUAACUCGUGACCAGGCUGAGCGGCUCCUCUACCCACCAGAGGCGGGCUUGUACCUGGUGAGGGAGAGCACCAACUACCCUGGCGACUACACCCUGUGUGUCAGCUGCGACGGGAAGGUGGAGCACUACCGCAUCAUCUACCACAACGGAAAACUCACCAUUGACGAGGAGGAGUACUUUGAGAACCUCAUGCAGCUGGUGGAGCACUACACCAAAGACGCCGACGGCCUGUGUACCAGGCUGGUCAAACCCAAGCUGAUGGAGGGGACGGUGGCAGCGCAGGACGAGUUCUCCAGGAGUGGCUGGGCUUUGAACAGGAAGGAGCUGAAACUCCUCCAGACCAUCGGUAAAGGAGAGUUUGGAGAUGUGAUGGUUGGAGACUACAGAGGGACCAGGGUGGCGGUAAAGUGCAUCAAAAACGACGCCACGGCGCAGGCCUUCGUCGCCGAGGCCUCCGUCAUGACGCAGCUACGGCACAACAACCUGGUGCAGUUACUAGGUGUUAUUGUGGAGGAGAAGGGUAGUCUCUACAUCGUCACAGAGUACAUGGCUAAGGGCAGCCUCGUGGACUACCUGCGCUCCAGAGGACGGACUGUCCUCGGUGGGGACUGCCUGCUCAAGUUCUCGCUUGAUGUGUGUGAGGCCAUGGAAUACCUGGAAGCCAACAACUUUGUCCACAGAGACUUGGCGGCCCGGAACGUUCUGGUGUCCGAUGACAACAUCGCCAAGGUCAGUGACUUUGGCCUCACCAAGGAGGCUUCCUCCAUACAGGAAACGGCCAAGCUGCCCGUCAAGUGGACCUCCCCCGAAGCUCUGAGAGAGAAGAGGUUUUCCACCAAGUCGGAUGUGUGGAGCUAUGGAAUCCUGCUCUGGGAGAUUUACUCCUUUGGCCGCGUGCCUUACCCCAGAAUUCCGCUGAAAGACGUGGUUCCUCGGGUGGAGAAGGGAUACAAGAUGGACGCCCCCGACGGCUGCCCGCCCGUGGUCUACGACCUGAUGAAGCAGUGCUGGACCCUGGACGCCGCCAUGCGGCCCUCCUUCCGGAUGCUGAGGGAGAAGCUGCAGCAUAUCAGAGCCAAGGAGCUCUACCUGUAAGGAGGAGCAGGCGGAGGGGAGGGGGGGGAAACAGCAGAAGAAGAGGAGGCGCAGGACCACAUCACCUUCCUCAGACUGCCCCUCCCCCCUCACCAGGACUGUUUCCUGUUUGUGAUGUAAAGCGGCGUUCUCCUCCCCCCUCCUCACUCACCCCAGUUCUUUCUCCUCCUGAGAUGUGGCAUUAACUGGAGGGGGGGGCUGGCCUUUUCCUCCACUUUUGUCAAGUGCGCUCUCGUCUUCAACCCCCCCCCCCCCCCAUAUUUCAGCACCAACAUGUGGCUCUGCAUGCCUUCAGCUCCAUCGUCCCGCCGCCCUACAGCCCCCCCAGCUCAGUUGGGAGGGUCGCUCUGUGCCAAAGUGCCUCCAGCCUACAGAGCUUCACCGUCACUCAUCCAGCUGACGUCUCAUUUUUUAUAAUUUCUUUCAGGGAGGUUUUUACUUUUGCCUUCUAUUUUUUUUUUCUUUUUUUUUAUUCCUGGGGGAGGAGCACGGGGUGAGGGGGGGUGGGGGUUCAUGCUGACCAGAGACGGUUCUGAGGAGCAGGGGGAGGAGAGACGUUCACAAACAUGGUGGAUUCUUCAUACGUGGGUGUGUUUUAUAUCAAAAAUUUAUUUAAAGGAUUAAAAAAAAGGAGACUUACUCUGGCAGGUUGGAGACUGAGGACGGAGGACGUGGACGGAGGACGUGGACGGAGGACGUGGACGGAGGACGUGGGGUGUCUCUGAGCUCCGAGGUCGGGGGGUGCAUGCUGUGUGAGGCCUUGGGUCCAACUGUCAGUGCUUUCGAUGUUCAUCGUUUUAUUAUGCUAUCAUGAAUAUGAAUAAAUCAUUCCAUCUGAA